Molecule: messenger RNA, 2935 nt
Organism: Phacochoerus africanus (Common warthog)
Lineage: Eukaryota; Metazoa; Chordata; Mammalia; Artiodactyla; Suidae
Gene: TNIP3
Product: TNFAIP3 interacting protein 3
Exons: 15
Coding region: 1-1506 (501 amino acids)
Biological process (GO): regulation of transcription by RNA polymerase II; cellular response to lipopolysaccharide
Source: RefSeq, a predicted model, not a curated record
AUGCGCACAGGGAUUCCUAUGGCCGGCCGCCCCUCCUCCUCUCACGUCCCCAAGAAUGGCACUUUGCUCCUCCUGCAGGACCAGACCUCCUCCCAGGUUCCCUCUGCCAUGGCGUCCCACUCCCCAGACCAUAGGACAUUGCUCCUCCACCUGCUACACACGCUCCUUAGCCCCUCAGGCUGUGCCCACACACCCAACCUUAGGCCUCUCCCCUCAACUGACCUCUGGAGCCUGAAUCUCAGUGCCCAGCCGCCGCCUAAGCAUUUCAGGCUGUGGUGUCCGGAAAUUAGAGAGAAUACUCAGGCAAGUUACUUCUGUCAGAUUCCAAGGGGAAGACUCUUAAGUAAAAACGAGAAACACGAAGAGAAACUGGUCAUGUUCACCAAUCAAUCAGAAGAUUCCGAAAGAUGCGAAAGCAUGGAGCUGGAUAAUAAAAUCUGCGAUCUGAUUGAGAGGAAUGCUUCUUUUGAUCCCAAAGGGGUCACUCCGGGGGCCAUGCUGAGUCACAAAAGUCUGUGUCCUGUAAAGACUCCAGGAAAAACGGCUUCUGUGGCACAUUUUGUCCCGAGCACAAGUAGAAUGAGUGGUGCAGAAAGUUCUACAGAGCAUGCAGAGUGUGCUCAAUCGUCUAGAAGAAAGAAUUUAAAUUCUCUUGAACAAAAGAUACGGUCCCUGGAAAAACAGAGAAAAGAGCUCCUGGAAGUUAACCAGCAAUGGGAUCAGCAAUUUAGAAAUAUGAAAGAGUUAUAUGAAAGAAAGGUCGCAGAGCUGAAAACGAAAUUGGAUGCAGCAGAAAAAGUCCUGGGCACGCUGGAGAAAGAGCGGCAGCCAAGUUUGAGAGAGAGCGGCGCACGGAGCGACCAGACCUGGGACAAGCUGCGUGAGGAGAAGGAAAAGGAGAGCCUAAACGAAGAAUUACAUGAAUUGAAGAAAGAAAAUAAGCUGUUGAAGGAAAAAAAUGCUCUGGCAAACCAGAAGAAGCAACGUUAUGAAUAUGAAAUAAAACGCCUCAAUAAGGCUCUUCAGGAUGCCUUGAAGUUAGAAAGUUCUUCAUCUCCUGAAGACUGUUUGGGGACGUGUGAAAUGGAGUGCAGCCAUGAGGAGAUGAAAACAGAAAUGGAAGUUCUCAAACAGCAGGUACAAAUAUAUGAAGAAGACUUCAAAAAGGAGCGAUCAGACCGAGAAAGACUUAAUCAAGAAAAAGUGGAACUACAGAAAAUUAAUCAAACUUCUCAAUCCCAGCUGAACAAGCUGAAUUCUCAGUUAAAAGCUUGUCAGAUGGAGAAAGAAAAACUAGAAAGGCAGUUAAAACAGAUGUAUUUCCCAACCUGUAAUUGCGGCUGGAAUUUCCAUCUGCGGGAUCCAUGUGUACCAACAGGUCCUGGGGCUGUGCAGGAUCUACAAAAGCACCCGCCAGACUAUCGGUGGUAUGCUCCUGACCAAUUUCCGCCAGAUGUGCAGCACAAGGCAAAUGCUUUCUCCUCAGAAAAGAAAGCCAAUCAGUAGAAGCACACCAGCGGAGGAGCACAGAGGCCAAGGGAGCCCUUGGCCCGAGGCCCUCGUUCUUCUCUCUACUGUGGUCUGUGUCUGCACAUCGUCUACUCCACCGUUUGUGUCGGUAAUGUUUCCCUUUGGCAUGGAUGGAGGAUAAGGCUGUAACAGCUGAGAUCCUGACCAAGUCUGAGGAGGCGGAAUCUCACAACCUCAUAACAUCAGUUUCCUCGAAAUGAGAUUUGACAGAUGGAUUAUGGGCCUUUCCUAGAAACUCUCUUCAGCAUAUUGCUAUUGGAUUUUCAGGGAUGAUUUCAUGAUUUCAGCCACUCCACUUGAAGUGCAGUGAUAUUGUAUGUUGAUUUAAAUAUAUGUUCCCUGGGGGAAAAGUUUUUGCAGUUGUAAAAUUUUAACAUUGCUCCCAUUAUUUUUAUAGGGGCAUAGUUCUUUAGUCAGUUUAACUCGAUGCCACUAUGUUCGUCAUUGUUGGCCUUAGUGAACUGUAAAUAGAACUGAAGAGGUGUAUGUACUUCACCUCUAUACUAAAUGAGUGGUUAAAUCUGUAUAAAAUGGUAAACUUGAAACUAUUCUUUAAACAAAUCAUUUCUUUAAGAUGAGAAAUUGUGAGCAUACCUCAUUUUUAGGUGAACUAGAUUGUGAAAGAUAAAAUCCUUAUGUGAUGGUGAUAGCUUUGCUGUGUACAUGUAUACUCACAGAAGUAGUUCAGAGAUAGUUGGAUUUGCAUUAAAUCUAUGUUUUUUCUUCCUGUACAUUUGAGUAAUCAUUACCAAAAAACAUGGCUCUCUUUUCUCAAACCAACAAAAAAUGGAAAAUGAAUGUCUCCAAAUUUUAUUGCAAUUAAAUUAUACAGUGACAUGACAGAUGUCUAAAAAAUAAGCAGAUUUAAAAAGGAUUAAGUUCAUCCAUUUAAUAAGGAUUCUGCUAGGACCAUCUGGAGAUCCUUCGUGGGCUGGUAUAAAGCAGGAGUGUGAGGUCCACAGAUAAAAGAAAACCAGGAGUAUCUGCUGUAGCUGCAGUCAAACAAUCCAGAGAUGUAGCUGAGACUAUCUGGCUCCAACUUCCAGAAGUUAGUCUGCUUAAUUCCAGCUCAGUUUUUUUUUUCAAUUUAUGGAAAUAUUUGAAGCUUUGUCUAACACGAUGGCAAAAGAGCCUUAGGCAGUUGAAUACUUUCAAUCUCAGUCUGGCUACUUAAUGCUUGAUAAUUCUUGAGAAUGAAUUAUCCUUCUCUUACGUUAAUUCACUAAAGGGUUAUUUCUUCUAUUCCUUAUUAAAGAAACAAACCAUUCUUGGCCACUACUUCAGUAUAAGUGAAUCAGAAAAACAACAAUUGUAUCAAAACGUUCCCUUGUGGCACAGAGGAAAGGAACCCGAUUGGUACCCAUGAGGAUUUGCGUUCGAUCCCUGGCCUCGCCCAGUGUGUCGG